AAAAUGGCAGCCGACACAGCAGUAGGAAACUGCCAUUUGUACGGAGUGGUCAAGUACACUUCUUGACUUUCGCUACCGUAAACUCUUUCGGGAUCUGAAUCGAUUUCUUAAAUCGAGGCUGACCUUGUUUUCUUCUUGGUCAUCGUCCGAAAAAUAUUCGAGGCGUGCGUCUCCUGCUAUCGCACGACGAUAUCUAUAACCUGCUGCGCCCUCCAGCGUUCGAACGUCUUCGAUAUUUCCUCGGAUUCGGAAGAAAGUGCGCUCCACUCGCGUGUGUGUGUGUAUUUUUUACGAUCCAGUGUUGAAGUUGUGCAAAAUUUGUCCAGGCUCUUGUGUGCAUCUCUCCUGCCGAGCUGUAGUGUUUUUUUUGUUUGAACCGUACACCGUGCCAUCUUGCAUCGAACCAAAAGGAAACUUCGUUUUCAUCCUUUGCCAAAAUCACGCGUACUCCAAUUCCAAUCGUAUGUGGUGCUGUGCGCGUGUGUUUGUGCUGUACUGAAACGAAACCGUGUGCAGGAAGAAAAAAUUGUUCCUCCGUGACGGAGUUGACCACGCUGUUGUGCAGUACGUGGGCUUAAAACGUGAAAAAGCAAUACCACAAUCUACAAACAUGAAGCAAAUCGCUUUGACCUGUUCCGGCCAUACGCGUCCCGUUGUGCACUUGGAUUUCAGCGGGAUGACCGAAUGUGGAUACUUCCUCAUAUCGGCAUGCAAAGAUGGCAAACCAAUGCUGCGGAUGGGCGACACCGGCGACUGGGUCGGCACGUUCGAGGGUCACAAGGGUGCCGUCUGGGGCGUCGCGUUGAACGACUCGGCAACGCUAGCGGCGUCCGGCGCGGCCGACUUUACCGGCAAAAUCUGGAACGCCGUCACGGGCGAGGAGGUGCACAGCCUGCAGCACAACCACAUCGUCAAAACGGUCUCGUUUAGCCACGACAGCCGCUUCCUGGUGACCGGCAGCAACGAAAAGCUGGUACGGGUAUUCGAUCUCAACUCGGAGGGCAAGGCGCUGGAGUCGUAUGCGGGCCAUGCCGGGGCCGUCAAGCGGGCACUCUUCUGCCGGAACGAACGGUGUGUCAUCAGCUGCGCGGACGACAAAUCGCUGCGCUUGUGGGACCGCAGCUCCGGCCAGGAGGUUUCGCGGGUCGAGUUCAGUUCGCAUCCGAACGGGCUCGAGCUGUCGAAGGAUGGCACCAUCCUGACGGUAACGUACGGCCACUGCACCGCGUUCUACGAGAUGGAUACGCUCAAGCAGCUGAAGGAGAUCACUAUGCCGACGUUGGUCAGCUCGGCCAGUCUGCACCCGGACAAGCACAUCUUCGUGUGCGGUGGGGAGGACUUCAAGAUGUACAAGUACGACUACAUUACGGGCAACGAGAUCGAAUCGUUCAAGGGCCACUUCGGUCCGGUACAUUCGGUCAGCUUCAGCCCGGACGGCGAACUGUACGCCAGCGGCUCCGAGGACGGUACGCUCCGGCUGUGGCAGACGACGGUGGGCAAAACGUACGGUCUGUGGAAGUGCACCGAGCCGACGGAUUUGAACAAUUCCACCACAGCCGCCGGAACUGGCACGGCCGCCGUCGCCGCCACCACCACCACCCCAACGGUUCCCAUCGCCACAACCACCAGCACGGCACCCACUGCCACCGCCGCCGUCAGCUGCCCCACGCCGGCCGAAGUAACUGCCAACUGAACGUAAGUGGCGCGCAACGAAUGGGACCGGACGAUCCGCGUGGAAAAAAAACUCUUACCUGAAAGGAACGAUCGGGACACACCGGUAGGCUGGGCGGGCCCCUUAGGAAGGGUGUGCGGGGGGUUUUGACGGGAGCAGAACCGGCAGUACCGCGUAGAUGUCACCAAUGGUCGGAACCUUUUCGGGGGAGCAGAGAAAAUAAUAAAAAACAAAACCAUCAUUUCCUCAACGCGCGUUACAUGAUGAUGAUGGCUUCCGGGAAAAUCGAAAGUAAGGGCCGCGUCAUCCGGGAGGAACAGGGACGCGUAACACGCAAUGAACUAUGAAUUCAGGACUUACAUACAGAUUCACACUCGUACACACUUACAUACACACACACACACACAUCUACAAAGACUUAUGUGCGCCUCAAGGAAACGAAAAGAGUAGAACGAUCGGCAUCUUAUGGUCGGUUCGUAAAUGCCCCCCCUCCAGUCCCGUUAACGAACGUAAACGGGUUGGUUUAUCAUUUGUUUUUUGUUUCCUUAUCAUUCGAUUGAAUCAUUGACCUUCCUCUGCCUUCCUUGACUCCAUGCUUGUCAUACACAACACAGCGUACAGUGCUGACCGUGUUUUUUUUUGUAACUUACACUGUAGCAGGUAUAUGUGGAAGAAAGACAAAGACAGAGAGAGGGACUGAGAGAGAGAGAGAGGAAAAAAUUUCAAUAAGAAACGUACGAAGAAGAUUAUUGAUUGUAUUGAUAAUAAUUUAUGAUCCCCCGAUUAUGUGUGAAGAAAUGCUUGUUAAUUAUUUUAAAUAAUAAUAAAAUGAACCAACAAACCUGACGCCACUUUGGCACGUGCAGCAGCAGAAAACCAAAA
Messenger RNA from Anopheles coustani, 2554 nucleotides. It is a transcript of the gene wmd, whose product is annotated as serine-threonine kinase receptor-associated protein. Lineage: Eukaryota; Metazoa; Arthropoda; Insecta; Diptera; Culicidae. The record is from RefSeq and is a predicted model, not a curated record. Gene Ontology annotation, molecular function: protein binding; RNA binding. Bases 611 to 1693 code for a protein of 360 amino acids. The transcript has 3 exons. Gene Ontology annotation, cellular component: SMN complex. Gene Ontology annotation, biological process: spliceosomal snRNP assembly.